Molecule: messenger RNA, 3240 nt
Organism: Hemisphaericaspora subhashii
Lineage: Eukaryota; Fungi; Ascomycota; Pichiomycetes; Serinales; Debaryomycetaceae
Product: ubiquitin-ubiquitin ligase
Exons: 2
Coding region: 1-3240 (1079 amino acids)
Biological process (GO): protein polyubiquitination
Cellular component (GO): cytoplasm; ubiquitin ligase complex; nucleus
Molecular function (GO): ubiquitin-ubiquitin ligase activity
Source: RefSeq, a predicted model, not a curated record
AUGACUGAUGCAAAUGAAAUCAGAGCUAGACGGUUAGCUCGAUUAAAUGCAUUAGCAGCAACUUCUAAUAGUAAUACUACACCACCUCAACAACCUCAAGAACAAUCAAUCGAUUCAAGUCAAUCUCAACAAUCAAUCAGCAUAUCCACUCAAUCUCAACCAUCAACAGCAACAACAACAACAGACCCUGAAAAAGUCAAUGAACCUAAGACUCCAAUUGAAAAUAUAAUUCCCCCCAAGGUCCCUUUGAUUGAUGUAUCUGAAGAAGAUCAUUUAUCAGAUUGGAUAACUCAAGAAUUAGAAUAUUUAUUCCAAGCUACAUUAAACCCUGAUAAACAAAAACAAUUUAUAUUUUUAAAUAAUUUAAGUUAUGAAUUAAAAUCAGAUCCAUCAUUAAGAUUAAAUGAAGAUCAUAUUGAAUCAAUAUUUAUGGAAAUAUUAACUGAAUUAGGUAUACCAACUUCAAUUGCAAAAAUUCCAAUUGAAUAUUUAUAUUUAGUUUAUCAUAAUGCUUUUAAGACUAAACGAUUAAUCCCAGUUAAAUCACCGUUUUAUCAACAAAAAAUCAACUUUUUAAAUAAAGUAAUUAAUUUUGCAACUAAUUAUGGGAAUAUUUGUUUACAAGUUCCUGAUAUGUUUAUUAAAAAUGACAUUUAUACAUCACUUGAUUUUUUCAUUAGAAGAUUUGCUGAUACUUCAUCAUUUUUAAUUGAUAUUAUUAAAAUUACAAUUGAAGAAGAUACAUUAUUAGAUGUAUUGAAUUUAUUAUUUCCUUAUUUAAGUGGGAAAUUAUAUUCAACAAAUUUAAAUGAAAGAACUUAUUUAAAUCUUGUAUCAAUUUUCGAAACUUUAGUCUCCAUAAAACCCGUGGCAGCCAUAUUUUCUCAAAUUACUGGGUUUCAACCUCCACUGAGACAAAAUGGUCUUGAUUUUGAACAUAAAACCUUAUUAGGUCCAUUAUUAAGAUUAUCCCCCUUGUUGGAUAAUAUGGCAACUUAUUAUUUUGGUGAUAAUAUAGAACAAAUGUCCCCUAAUCUGAUUUCAAAUGUUUAUCAAUCAAUUCAAAAUGAAUAUAAAGUCAUUUAUGAACGAUUAUUUUCAAUCAUUGAUAAAUUAAUUCGAGGUUCUGCACAAACAAGACAAGAUUUAUUAAUUUGGUUUGGUGAUUUGGUUAAUUUAAGUCAUUUACGUAGAGGUUCUCAUGCCGAUUUUAAAAAAUUACCAAGUGAUGGAAUUAUGUUUAAUAUUUCCAUGAUUUUAAUUAAAUUAAGUUUACCAAUUUUAGAUUAUCCAAUAUUUCCAAAAAUUGAUAAAAUUGAUGUUGAUUAUUUCUUUAAAAGUCAAUUACUCGAUAUCAAAGAAGAAUCAAGAGUUAAUUCAACAAUUGAAGAAGCUAAUCAAUAUUAUGAAACCAAGAGAUCUCAAAUUACUGAUUUAUCGAAACUCCCACCACCAAAUUUCAUUUCUGAUUGUUUUAAUUUAACUUUGGCAUAUUUACAUUAUGGUAUGGGUGGAGUAUUUAUUAAACAUGAUAGAUUGAAAAGACAAAUCAAACAAGAACAACAAAGAAUAGAUAUGAUUGAACAAGGAAGAUCACUCCCAAAUAUGCCAGGAAUGAAUCCUAUGAUGAUUAGUUUUAUGCGAGCACAAUUACCCAAGAUGAAAAAAUCACUUGAUCAAUUACGAGCAGUUAAACAUUCUAUAACGGCGAUAUUUUCUUAUCGAAUUUUACAAUUGGAUAUAUUUGAUUUUAUAGUUGGUGCAACUACUUUUAUUGUUCGAUUAAUUGAUCCAUCACAUUCAUAUCCUCAAGAAAAAUUAUCAAUUCCCAUUUUCAAGGUUUCUAAAGUUUCAGAAUUAGAUGAUCAUGAUUAUUUAAAAACCAAGACUCCAGAACCUUGGAAAUAUUAUCCUGAAUUCAUGGUGGAAGGGAUUAUUAAUUAUUGUAAAUUCCUGACUAAUUUUAUUGGAUGUCCAUUGGUUGAUAAUCAACCAAAAUUAGAAAUCUUUGUUGAAUUUAUGACUGUAUUGUUAAGAUGUCCCGAAUUGAUUGGUAAUCCUCAUAUGAAGGCAAAUUUAAUAGAAUUGUUAUUUAUUGGUUCAUUACCUUUAAGUAAUGGCGAACCAGGAUUUAUUUCAAAUAUCUUGGCCUCCAAUAAAUUAGUAAUUGAUAAUAUCUUAUAUUCAUUACUUGAUUUUUAUGUUAUGGUUGAAAAGACGGGUGCAAGUUCCCAAUUUUAUGAUAAAUUCAAUAGUAGAUAUUAUAUUUCGGUGAUUUUAGAAGAAUUAUGGAAAAAUCCAUUAUAUCGUCAUCAAUUAACUGAUUAUUCUAAAAAUAAUGUUGAUUUUUUCAUUAGAUUUAUUGCCAGAAUGUUAAAUGAUACAACUUAUUUAUUAGAUGAAACAUUCAAUCUAUUAAAUUCAAUUCAUGAUUAUCAACAAGAACUCAAAAAACGUCAACGUGGAUCCACACCAAAUGAAGAACUCGGAACCACUGAUGAAGAAUUAGCCGACAAUUUACAAUCUUCAGAAGAAAGAGCAAAAUCAUACAUGGGCCUUUCCAACAAAACCAUGGAAUUAUUCAAACUCUUCACCAAAGAAGUUCCCUCGGGUUUUGUCCUCCCGGAAAUCGUCGAUAGAUUGGCCGGAAUGUUAGAUUAUAACCUUUCAAUCAUGGUUGGACCCAAAUGUUCAAACCUCAAAGUUGAAUCCCCGGAAAAAUACGAUUUCGACCCCAAAAGAAUCCUAACCGACCUAUGUCAAAUCUACGUCAAUUUAUCAUCCCAAUCAAAAUUCAUAAUUGCAGUAGCCAGAGAUGGUAGAUCGUUCAAUAUUCAAUAUUUCAAAAAAGCAGAACAAAUCCUCACCACCAAAACCUAUGUCCCCCAAGCUAUCAUUACCCAAUUCUCGAAAUUCGCAACCAGGGCAGAAGAAACCAGAAUCGAAGAAGCUAAUGAGGAAUUAGAACUCGGGGAAGUUCCCGAUGAAUUUUUGGAUCCAUUGAUGUUUACAAUCAUGGAAGAUCCGGUGAUUUUACCAAGUAGUAAAAUAAGUAUUGAUCGUGCUACUAUUAAGGCGCAUUUAUUGAGUGAUUCUAUUGAUCCGUUCAAUAGGGCGCCGUUGAAGUUGGAGGAUCUUGUUGAUGAUGUGGAGUUGAAGAGAAGGAUUGGGGAGUGGAAGAUGUCGAGAAAGAUGCAGAGUGGGGGUGGUGAUGGGGAUGUGGAGAUGAAGGAUGAUUAG